UGCGCGCCACCAUGAAUGUCUCGCAGUCCAUAUUGAAUUCCACAGCGGUGUGCAGUGUGGUUAAUCUGGAAAUCAUCACACUGGCAUUUCUAUAUCCGGUCAAUCUGGGAUCCAUGCCAUACGUUGGGCCGGCUUAUCGCAUGGCACUGGAAACCAUCCGGCAGUCGUAUCCCCGCUUGAACAUCACGCAGACGAUCAUUUCCGAUAAGAAAUACAACGAGUGCACUGCCUUUGCAACCGAUGUUGUGUAUCUUACCGCGGAGCAUCUUAACGCGCAGCUUGCUCCUGGGAAACACCGUGACAAAUGUUCUGCCAGUGUAAUGCUUUUUAGCGGAUGUGCCGAAAUUCAAGAAAUUGUUCCCUACGCGACGCAACUGGACAAGCUGAUAAUAACAACUGUCGCAACUAACCCAACUCUCCGUAAGAAAACAAUAACACCCACAUGGAUCGGAACAACGUGCAAUUCCUUCCAAGUUUUUCUGAGUAUGGUGUUCCGUAUAGCGCAAAAGUUUAACUGGACGUCCGUGGCCAUUGUAGCCGAUCUCAGUGCCAAUCCGGCUUAUAAGCAGUUGUCCGGAGAUUCGGCUAAUAUUCUAAAUACAAAUGGCCGCCAAGGUUAUCAGGAAUCAUACAGUUCCACGAUUAUUACCAAUGCCGAGCGGACUGCUAUGCUUCGCCGGCUGAAUGAUCGAGCUCGAGUCUACGUGUACUAUGGCGAUUUCGGUGAAUUUCGGCGGUUGUUAUUGGCGGCAUCAAAUCUCAGCAUGACCAAUGGCGAGCAUGUCUACAUACCUAUGGCAGGAUUUAGAAAAAGCAGAGAACCCGGUUAUUAUUCAUGGGACAAGGGCGACAGUGACGACGAGAUUGUUAAGCAAGCUUAUCGUUCCGUUCUGCUGAUGGAAUUCAACGAAGCAGUUUACGGGAAAACCAACGGAUCAAGAAAUUUCUCCCAGGAAAUGAUUCAAGGAUCCAGGGAAAUGUUCAAUUACACGUACAAGCCUUUCGAGCGGGUGACCCCACAUCCGGCAGCCACGUAUGAGACGAUGCUGAUUCUCGCACAGGUAAUGGAAGAAUUGCGCUCGACCGGAAAUCAAGAAGUGUGGUCGUCUGGGAGAAAAUUAGCCAAGCAGUUCUGGAAUCGCACUUUCACGACUGAGAUUGGAGAUGUUUGGAUUGAUGAGGUUGGCGAGCGUUUGCCGGUAAUGAGUCUGACCCAGCUGGAGUGGAAUUCGACGCGUGUCCGAACGCUAUAUGUCCUAAAAGUUCCCGAGUUUACUCUCGUGGAAACGGGCGAAGAACCCCGCUGGUUAAUUCCAUGGCCGCCACCGAAUGAACCUCGGUGUGGAUUCCGUGGAGACGCCCCGAUUUGUCAUCCGAAAGGUGCUCUGGAAACCAUAAUUGGAGCUAGCGUAGGUACCGCCACUGCCACCUUAUUCUUCAUAUUUAUUGCCGCGGUUUUUGUGAGACGUGCCGCGCACAACGCCUCCAUUUCCGAUGCGUGGCGGAUCCGAUACGAGCAACUACAACCGCUGGAAGAUAAGGAAGAUCGCGUGAGGAUAUACCUUAAGCGCAACCAAAUGGUGUGGAUAACACCGGUGUGUGCCGCCACCGCAUCCGUUGCCGAAACUGCAUUGCCGUUCCCCCAUUUCAACAAUCCUCUGUUGCCAUUGCUAAAAACGAUACUUGAAGUUGACCACGCGAAUGUCUGUCGCUUCGCUGGAUUGUGCUUUCUUGAAAAGUCGGUGUUGCUGGUUUCCGAGUACUGCCCGCGUGGCUCUGUGUUGGAACUUAUGGCCAGGACCCAUUUGGAGUUUGAUUUGCAGGCGUCAUUUUUGUUUGAUUUACUCAAGGGCUUGCAAGCAAUUCACCGGUCUGCCGUAAAGUUUCAUGGAUUUCUCAACAUCCACUGCUGUUUACUGAAUAAGCAUUUUAGCCUAAAAAUUGGGAAAACCGGUCAUACGCAAAUCCAGACCGUAUUAACACGCAACAGUACCAUUCUCGAGCCUGCUAACCACCACAGUACGAGCAACCAAGCCGUCCACGAAGAAGGGCGAAAACAUGACAUGUUUACAACUGGUCUUAUCUUGUACCAAAUCAUUAUCCAAGAGGAACCGUUGGAUACACUAGAGUUUAUGCAUAAGCGCAUCGCGGACCAUUCUGAAAACAAAUUCAGCAAACUGUUUCCGGUAUUGGUCAAAUGUUUAUCAGCCAAUCCGGAGGAUAGACCGAGUGUGGGCCAGCUGCUGAAGUUUUGCUUUUUUGGCCUUGGAAUGAAGGACAACGAGAACCUGGUCGAAAGGAUCGUUCGCCGUUUGGAAAAUUACACGGACGAGCUAGAUCGACUGGUCGUCCUGCGCACCAUGGCGUUGCUGGAUGAGCGGAAGAAAUGUGAUGCUCUUUUAAGGGAAAUGCUGCCCAGCAUCGUGAUUGAGCAGCUGCGGAGAGGCAUUGUACCGGAUGCCGAAAUGUUUCUUUCCUCCACAAUAAUGUUUACCGAGAUCGGAGGUUUUGCGAACAUUCUGUAUGCAGCGGAUCCGAAAACUGUAAUGUUGUUCCUAAAUAAUGUGUACACUUCGUUCGAUCGCAUUGUGGCAUCCUAUGACGUGUACAAAGUGGAAACAAUCAAGGACUCUUAUAUGGUCGUCAGUGGGAUACCCGUACGCAACGGAGAUCUUCACGCGCAAGAAAUUUGUGCGUUAGCCAUGGAAAUGUUGGGAGAAUACAGAAGUAUGGAUACGGUAUUCCCUGGUACAUCACUGCGUGCCGGGAUCCAUAGCGGCAUAUGCGCGGCCGGGGUGGUCGGACACAAAGUGCCCCGCUAUUGUUUAUUUGGAGACACCGUCAACACGGCAUCGAGAAUUUUGACCAAUGGCGCUGAUGGAAGGAUUCAUCUCAGCAAGAACGCCGCCCAGCUUCUGCCGGGAAACUCGCCAUAUAAGGUGCAGGAACGUGGAUUGAUCGAGGUCAAAGGAAAAGCCGAGGUGUUUCACUUUCCCGAUAUGUUGGUAUGUGUCAAAGUUGUUCGCCAUGCUAAAAUGGGCGGGCUGUUUAAAACCAAGAUGGUCAUCAGCUCCCUGGACAAGAUGCUGAGCCGGGAUGGUGAACCAUGCAGUUACGUUAAUUGA
Molecule: messenger RNA, 3125 nt
Organism: Paramacrobiotus metropolitanus
Lineage: Eukaryota; Metazoa; Tardigrada; Eutardigrada; Parachela; Macrobiotidae
Product: atrial natriuretic peptide receptor 1-like
Exons: 22
Coding region: 12-3125 (1037 amino acids)
Biological process (GO): protein phosphorylation; intracellular signal transduction; cGMP biosynthetic process
Molecular function (GO): peptide receptor activity; protein kinase activity; ATP binding
Source: RefSeq, a predicted model, not a curated record